AAGCAGACGCGCCACUGGCCACAAUUCAGUCGAACACUUACGGCGCUAGCAAUCGGACGCGUUUCAAAACUUGCUCUCUGCCUUCUGCCACAACAGAGCCCAAGUCUGCCACAAUCUGCUUCUGCUUCUGCAGAGCCCCUCUCCGUUUCCGUUUCUGCCUCUGUGACUGUCUCUGGAAAGUCCACUCCGCGGGAAAACUUACAACAGCAGCGGCACCAAAUCGUUGGCCAGAAAGAGUCGUCGAGCAAACAGGAAGUCGCAGGAAAUCAGACUCGCUGUCGCCCCAACAUGAUCUUGCGAAAGACCAUCGCUGGCCAGCUGCUGCAGCUGCUCGCCCUCAUCAUCAUCCAUGCCUCCUGCCACACCCUGACCAGCGCCAAGACGGUGAACCCUGGCGGCGGAGAGCUCCAGCAGCAGCCACAACUGGAGCAGCAGCAGCCGAUCCAGGGUCUGCCCGAGCCGAGAGCCUACAUGCCGGAUUCCCAGAACCUGGACUUUGUCUACCACGAUCACGAGGAGCUCACGCGCUUCCUGAGAGCCACCAGUGCCAGGUAUCCCAACCUGACGGCCCUCUACUCGAUUGGCAAGUCCAUCCAGGGCCGUGAUCUCUGGGUGAUGGUGGUCAGCUCGUCGCCGUACGAGCACAUGAUCGGCAAGCCGGACGUCAAGUACGUGGGCAACAUCCACGGCAACGAGCCCGUGGGCCGCGAGAUGCUGCUGCACCUCAUCCAGUACUUUGUGACCAGCUACAGCUCGGACCAGUAUGUCAAGUGGCUGUUGGACAACACUCGUAUCCACAUUCUGCCCACCAUGAAUCCGGAUGGCUAUGCGGUGUCCAAGGAGGGCACCUGCGAUGGUGGUCAGGGCAGAUACAAUGCCCGCGGGUUCGACUUGAACCGCAACUUUCCGGACUACUUCAAGCAGAACAACAAACGCGGGCAGCCGGAGACGGAUGCGGUCAAGGACUGGAUAUCCAAGAUACAGUUCGUGCUGAGCGGCAGCCUCCAUGGAGGUGCGUUGGUGGCCAGUUACCCCUACGACAACACGCCAAACUCCAGGCUGCUCAAAGGGAUCUGCCGUUCGUCCGCCCUGUGCGCGAUGUUCCAGACCUAUUCGGCGGCCCCCUCGCUGACUCCCGACGACGAUGUGCUGAAGCAUCUGUCGCUGGUCUAUGCCCGGAACCAUGCCAAGAUGUCCCGUGGAGUAGCCUGCAAGUCGGCCACGCCGGCCUUCGAGAACGGCAUCACCAAUGGAGCGGCCUGGUAUCCCCUAACGGGAGGAAUGCAGGACUACAAUUACGUGUGGUAUGGCUGCAUGGAGAUCACGCUGGAGAUCUCCUGCUGCAAGUUCCCGCCCGCCUACGAGCUGAAGAAGUACUGGGAGGACAAUCAGCUGUCACUCAUCAAAUUCCUGGCCGAGGCGCAUCGUGGUGUCCAGGGCUUUGUCUUCGAUCCGGCGGGCAUGCCCAUUGAGCGGGCCUCCAUCAAGAUCAAGGGACGCGACGUUGGCUUCCAGACCACCAAGUACGGCGAGUUCUGGCGCAUUCUCCUGCCCGGCUACUACAAGGCAGAGGUCUUUGCCGAGGGCUUUGCCCCCCGCGAGGUGGAGUUCGUCAUUGUGGAGCAGCACCCCACGCUGCUAAAUGUGACGCUGCAGUCCUCAAAGCCGUACCUGGUGGCCUCUUCAGUUGCCUCCAGCGUCACCACAGCCAAGACGCGUCGGGUGAACGACAAGCUGCAGUUGGCCGCUGACUAGAUCGGAGCCCCCUCUGAACCGAGCUCCCGGUGUGAAUGGCUGGCGUGUAAAUACAGUCGGAAGUGCUUUAGUCUUAAGGUGUGCUAACAAUACCCUAACCCGAUAUGACCUCCGAAGCUCCUAGUAAUCCUCAUCCCCCCACUCAUAGACAUACUUAUUUUCCACAUUCCCACUCCAAUACGCCAACAAUGUUCUACUCGUACCUAGUUCCGCCAUUAGUUUCUUCUUUACUUAUGCACACUUUUUAGAUCCAACCUUUGUUUCUCUUAAGAAUACAUUUGGUUCAUCCUUUAGUUCCUGCCUGUAGUUCCUCCGCUUUCCAAGUAGUUUGUAGAGAAUGCUCGAUGGGAAUACUAUGUUUAAAUUGUAAGAGUUGUUCUGGUGUAAGAAAACGAAAACCCAUGCCAUACGCUUAA
Molecule: messenger RNA, 2171 nt
Organism: Drosophila pseudoobscura
Lineage: Eukaryota; Metazoa; Arthropoda; Insecta; Diptera; Drosophilidae
Product: carboxypeptidase D
Exons: 10
Coding region: 289-1755 (488 amino acids)
Biological process (GO): peptide metabolic process; protein processing
Molecular function (GO): metallocarboxypeptidase activity; zinc ion binding
Source: RefSeq, a predicted model, not a curated record